UGCUCGCGAAGCCGCCGUUCUCUCCCCCUCCUCCCUCCCUCCCCCGAAGCAGCGGAGCGCCGUCGCCUCGAAGCAGCCAUCUUUUCGAGCGGAGCCAUGUACGGGACGACGCGGCGGGCCUGCUCCGGCCCCGUGCGGGCCGCCCGCGCCCGGCCGGUGCUGACGGCCGCGGCGCUGCUGUCGGUCGCCGGGCUGAUCUCCGGCCUGCCCGCCGUCGCGGAGGCGAAGGAGUGCGACAAGCCCUGCGUGAACGGGCGCUGCAACGCCGCCACCGGCGGCUGCGUGUGCGUCGCCGGCUGGGUCGGGGACCAGUGCCAGCACUGCGGAGGGCGGUUCAGGUUGACGGGGCCCUCUGGUCAGCUGACCGACGGAGCGGGGCACUACAAGUUCAAAACCAAGUGCACCUGGCUGAUCGAGGGACGGCCGAACACCGUCCUCAGACUUCGCUUCAACCACUUUGCCACAGAAUGCAGCUGGGACCACCUGUACGUGUACGACGGAGACUCCAUCUACGCCCCGCUGCUCGCCGCCUUCAGCGGUCUGAUCGUUCCCGAGCGUUACGGGAACGAGACGGUGCCCGAGGUGGUUUCCCAGUCCGGCUACGCCCUGCUGCACUUCUUCAGCGACGCCGCCUACAACCUGACCGGCUUCAACAUUUCCUACAGGGUGAACGCAUGUCCCAACAACUGCUCGGGCCGUGGCGAGUGCCGCGUGGGCAACGCCCCCGGCUCGGUGCGCUGCGCCUGCGACGACAAGUGGAAGGGCGAAGCCUGGGACGUCCCGUACUGCGCGGCCGACUGCGGCUACCCGCAGCGAGGCCGCUGCCAGGGCAAGACCUGCGUCUGCAAGGACGGGUGGCAAGGUCCGGACUGCCUCGUCUCCGUGCCGGCCAACUCGUCCUUCUGGAGCCGGGAGGAGCACACCGACGCCGGGCUGGCCAGAGCUUCCCACAAGGCCGUGGUGGACCAGGGCCUCAUGUGGGUCAUCGGGGGCUACGUCUUCAACUCCUCCGAUUAUCACAUGGUCAAAGCGUACAACAUCAGCAGCAAGAGCUGGCUGACCCUCGACCCCUCCGUCCACACCGUCACCCCGCGGUACGGCCACUCACUGGCUCUCCACGAGGGUAAAAUCUACAUGUACGGAGGGAAGAUGGACUCCACGGGAAACGUGUCCAGCCAGCUGUGGGUUUUCCACAUCCAGAACCAGACCUGGGUGCUCCUGAGCCCCCGGGCCAAGGAGCAGUACGCCGUGGUGGGACACUCGGCCCACGUCGUGCCCCCCCUCCGGGACGGCGACGGCCCCGUCAUGCUGGUGGUGUUCGGACACUGUCCCCUGUACGGCUACGUCAGCCAGGUGCAGGAGUACGACAUCGCCACGAACACGUGGAGCGUGGUGCCCACGGACGGGGCCCUGGUUCAGGGCGGCUACGGCCACAGCAGCGUCUUCGACCCCGGCACCAGAGGCAUCUACGUCAACGGGGGCUACAAGGCCUUCAACGCCAACAAGUACGGCCUCGCCGGGGACCUGUACAAGUUCCACGUGGACCGGAGGAAGUGGACGAUCCUGAGAGACAGCGGCUUCUUCCGGUACCUCCACACGGCGGUGAUGGUGAGCGGCGCCAUGCUGGUGUUCGGAGGGAACACCCACAACGACACGUCGGCCAGCAACGGCGCCAAGUGCUUCUCCUCCGACUUCCUGGCCUACAGUCUGGCGUGCGACGAGUGGACGACGCUGCCUCGGCCGGACCUCCACCACGACCUCAACCGCUUCGGACACUCGGCCGUCGUCAGUGACAGCGUGAUGUACGUGUUCGGCGGCUUCAACAGCCUGCUGCUCGGCGACGUCCUGGCGUACACCUCGCCCAGCUGCGCCGCCUUCUCCGGCCCGGAGGCCUGCGGCCGGGCCUGGCCGGGGAUCCACUGCGUCUGGAACGACACCCGGGGCAGCUGCCUGCCCUGGGAGGGGGACGCUGUCGGAGGGGGGGAGCAGCCGGCCUCCUGCAACACCCGAUCGUAUGCGGACGAGAGGUGCGACCAGCACACGGACUGCUACAGCUGCACCGCCAACACCAACGGCUGCCAGUGGUGCUCCAGCCAGUGUUUGUCUCAGGGGAGCAACUGCACUUCUUCCAUGGGGGCCAUAGGGGAUUAUGACGUUUGCCCCAAGGACAACCCCAUGUACGUGUGCAACAAGAAAACCAGCUGCAAGAGCUGCUCUGUGGACCAGAACUGCCAGUGGGACACGCGCAGCUCGGAGUGCAUCUCGCUGCCAGAAAACGUGUGCGGGGAAAGCUGGCACCUGGUGGGCAACUCCUGCUUGAAGGUCAUCACGGCGAAGGACUCGUACGACAACGCCAAGCUGGCCUGCAGGAGCCACAACGCCGUCCUGGCCUCGCUGACCACGCAGAAGAAGGUGGACUUUGUCCUGAAGGAGCUGCAGAUAAUGAGCGUGGUGUACAAGGCCACGGUGACGCCGUGGGUGGGGCUCCGGAAAAUCAACGUGUCGUACUGGUGCUGGGAGGACAUGUCGCCCUUCACCAACACCUCCCUGCAGUGGCUCCCCGGGGAGCCCAGCGACGCCGGCUUCUGCGGCUACCUGGCCGAGCCGGCCUCCAGCGGGCUGAAGGCGCAGACCUGCAUCAACCCGGUGAACGGCAGCCUGUGCGAGCGGCCAGCCAACCACAGCGCCAAGCAGUGCCGGACGCCGUGCGCCUCGAGGGCCACCUGCAGCGAGUGCACCGGCAGCAGCUCGGAGUGCAUGUGGUGCAGCAACAUGAAGCAGUGCGUCGACUCCAACGCCUACGUGUCCUCCUUCCCCUACGGACAGUGCAUGGAGUGGUACACGCUGAACAGCUGUCCCCCGGAGAACUGCUCCGGCUACCGGACGUGCGGCCACUGUCUGGACCAGCCGGGCUGCGGGUGGUGCACCGACCCCAGCGACACGGGCCGGGGCCAGUGCAUCGAGGGCUCGUACCGCGGGCCCUUCCAGACCGCGGUGCCGGCCCCCUCCACCCUGCCCGGCCUGCCCGCCGCCCCGCAGCCCGCCCUGAACGCCAGCAUGUGCCCCGGCGAGGCCAGAUACAACUGGUCCUUCAUCCACUGCCCAGCCUGCCAGUGCAACGGCCACAGCCAGUGUGUCAACGAGAGCGUGUGCGAGCGGUGCGAGGACCUGACCACCGGCCGCAGCUGCGAGAGCUGCGUCUCCGGCUUCUACGGGGACCCGACCAACGGGGGCGGCUGCCAGCCCUGCAAGUGCAACGGCCACGCCAGCGUGUGCAACCCCAACAACGGGAAGUGCUUCUGCACCACAAAGGGCAUCAAAGGAGACCGCUGCCACCUGUGCGAAGUCGAGAGUCGUUACCAAGGCAACCCCCUCAAAGGGACAUGCUACUACACGCUCCUCAUCGACUACCAGUUCACCUUCAGCCUGUCGCAGGAGGACGACCGCCACUACACCGCCAUCAACUUCGUGGCCACGCCCGAGGAGCCAAACCGGGAUCUAGACAUGUUCAUAAACGCCUCAAAGAACUUCAACCUGAACAUCACCUGGGCCACGAGCUUCACCGCAGGCACUCAGGCCGGGGAGGAGAUCCCCAUCGUCUCCCGGAGCAACAUCAAGGAGUUCAAAGACAGCUUCUCCAACGAGAACUUUGACUUCCGCAACAGCCCGAACAUCACCUUCUUCGUCUACGUCAGCAACUUCUCGUGGCCCGUGAAGAUUCAGAUCGCCUUCUCGCAGCACAGUAACUUCAUGGAUCUGGUGCAGUUCUUUGUCACCUUCUUCAGAACGAUGCAUCAAUCAAAAAUGUAAUCCGCUCACUUUUCACGUCCAGCUUCUGAGCUUGAGAGGGAAUGCACAUUUUUUAAAUAUUUUUUUUACCUCCUGUUUAAAGUCAUAACUUCCAAAAAUGUAUGAAGAACUUUUUUGAUAAAGGCCCAAAAAAAUGAUUUUUUUUCUUCCAGGCCAUUUUAAAAUCCCAUCACAACAAAAAAAAAAAGUCAGAAAUUUUGAAAAUGUAUUUGUGAGCUUUUUCUGUCAUGUUUUUAAUUUAAAACUUGGCUGCUGCUAAAGCGCGCACCCUUUGAAGUAAAAGUGACCUGAAUGACACAUUUCUUGGCCACAUGAGUCCAAACUGCUGCACGGAGGAAGCUAAAAGCUUUUUUUAACGUCGCACACUGGGACACAUCUGUCACGGAGAUAUCACUGUCAUUGUGGAGAAGUCAAACUUUUUACAUCAUGCAGCCGACAUUUUUCUCUCCCCAAAGUAGUUUCUGGGAUCCUUUUAAAAAAAAAAAAAAAAAAAGUAGUUUGUUGGUGUGUUUUGCAAAUAGUUUACCUGGUUUAUGAAGCCAGAGUCGGAAUAUUGAAGAACAAAUAACAGGUUCGGAUUUAAGUCCAUUUAAAAUCAGCACAUGGAUCCUGCAAUCUCUCCCACCGCCAGCAGGGGGCAGCGCCCUUCGAAAGUCAAUAAAAGCUAAUUUUAACAA
Gasterosteus aculeatus aculeatus (three-spined stickleback) is the source of this 4487-nucleotide messenger RNA. RefSeq names its product attractin (gene atrn). The record is from RefSeq and is a predicted model, not a curated record. Lineage: Eukaryota; Metazoa; Chordata; Actinopteri; Perciformes; Gasterosteidae. Gene Ontology annotation, cellular component: Golgi apparatus. Gene Ontology annotation, molecular function: protein binding.